UUUGAUCAUAUAUCACCUCUUCCCAACUCGGAGCGCCAUGUUAAUUAAGCUAUACCACUUAACGGCCACAAGGGAGCGCUAAAGCACAUCGCAACAGAAAGCCUCCCAUCUGCACUGUGAAGCAAUUUGUGUUGGAGAUGCUGGGUCUGUCUUACUUGUGCGCAGCACGUUUGUUACCAAGAAAAAAAAUCCAUGAAGCAUGAUGGCUCAUAAUGGCUGCCAAAGGUUCGCCGUGUUUCUCCUCUCCCUGGGUGUGUUGUGCGUUGAUAGUGGUGAUGAACAGCCACGCGUACUGAAUACAGAUGACUCCCAUCCCCAGUACGCACACAGUUUAGUCGGACUGGAGCAUGUGGUGUUGGUGAUACAGAGCCAGAAGAAUGCCUACCACAGCCGGCGUGCGAACCAGAGGAAAGAGCAGAUUCUCCAGCAAGCCACCCAGUUAGGACAGGGGGCUCCCGUGGUCCUUCUGCUCCACGAGCUCUCCCAGAACGACGGGGACUGGAGCGUUCUCCCGGCACUGCCUCACCUCUCAGUGUCCUUCAGCCAAUCAGCAGCCUGGUUUCUGUUUGUGGAGGAGGAGACCAGAAUCACGCUGACGUCUCUGCUGCACGUCCUCAACAGACACGACGCCCGAAAGGAAUGGUUCCUGGGCAAGCGUCUCCACGACAACAAGGCCACCAUCAUCCACCACUACGCCUUCUCCGAGGACCCCCCGUCCUUCGGCUACCCCGACCCUGCGGCCGGCUGGGUGCUGAGCACCCCGCUGCUCCACAGACUUGCCGAAAGGAUUCAAUAUUCCCCUCUGAAGUCUGACUUUACUAUAGACCUGAAACAUGAGAUCGCGCUGUACAUCUGGGACGAGGGGCGGGGGCCGGAGCUCCAGGACGUCCCAGAGUUCUGUUCCAGACCCGGGGCCCACUGUGCCACGGCCAUCACGGCCCCCCUCCCAGACUGCGGUGAUCCCGUGAAGAAAGAAGACGUUUUUGUUGCCGUGAAAACUUGUGAAAAGUUCCACUCCGACCGAGUGCCCGUCGUCAAGGCGACGUGGGAGAAGGAUGCAGCGUUUCUGGAGUACUACAGUGAUGUCACCGAUCCCUCCAUACCCACAAUGCACCUGGGCGUGCCCAACACUGAGAGAGGUGAGGGCGUUCAUCAACGUAAAGAGUUAUGAGAUGUCUCUCACAUGCACUGACUGACAGUAUCACC
This is a messenger RNA of Gadus morhua (Atlantic cod), 1206 nucleotides long. It is a transcript of the gene b3glctb, whose product is annotated as beta 3-glucosyltransferase b. The transcript is spliced from 11 exons. NCBI's taxonomy places the organism in Eukaryota, Metazoa, Chordata, Actinopteri, Gadiformes, Gadidae. Bases 200 to 1171 code for a protein of 323 amino acids. The record is from RefSeq and is a predicted model, not a curated record. Gene Ontology annotation, cellular component: membrane. Gene Ontology annotation, molecular function: glycosyltransferase activity.